GAGACCACCGUAAGGAGCUCACCGCCCUUCAGCAUGUGUGAGUGAGACGGGGGAAUUUAAACACACUGCUUCUGAUGGAUUACCGUUUCUUUUGGAUUACAUUUUUAUUGUAUGUCCAAUUAAAAACUGCGUAAACAGUACAGGAAUACAUUGUAGGGACAACUGGUCACGACAACCACUACUUUUCUUUGGGUGGAAAACAGCUUAUCCAAUUUUUUAUAUUCGAAAAACUUUUAUUUUUUUACUUUUAGUACUGGGUUAUUCAGGCACGAAUGUCUUAGGAUAUUGCCGAUUCUGUGCGCUUCGAAGCCAUGGGGUACUACUGGUAUCAGUGUGACCAUCUCUGGUGCGCGUCUUUCAGAUAGAAGCAGCUGUACAUAUCCACUGAAAUGGAAGUUUAACAUUAAACCACCUAAAUACAUUCAAUGGGAAUACAACUUGGUUCAUUAAGGCGACCCUGAGCACCGAAAACAUGGCUUGCAUUCCAAGUUUCUCUGCGCAAUGGCUAAAUAGGAAAAAACACCAGUAGCAUUCUUAUUUGAAGUCAGGAGCAACGAUGAUAGCAACUGGGGGUGUCAUCACAGGACUGGCCGCACUGAAGCGCCAGGACUCGGCCCGCUCCCAGCAUCACCUGCCCAUCCAGAUGCAGCCGGCGGAUGCAGACAAGAAGAAGGCCAAGCGCAAGCCGCGGUCAGACGUGGUGGUAGUGCGUGGGAAGAUCCGGCUCUAUUCCGCGUCCGGCUUCUUCCUGGUCCUCGGCGUGCUGGUGCUGAUGGCCGGGAUCGCCAUGGCCGUGCUGGGCUACUGGCCGCACAAGGAGCCUCAUCUGCGCCCGUCCAGUGCCAGGCUGCCAUCCACGAACGACGUCAGCGCCAGCGGCAACGUGUCUAGGGUGAAGCCAGAGCCGGGCGGCGUGGUGGCGCAGUUCUUCGAGCAGCACCUGCACUCAGAGAAGAUGAAGAUGCUGGGGCCGUUCACAAUGGGCAUCGGCAUCUUCAUCUUCAUCUGCGCCAACGCCAUCCUUCACGAGAACCGCGACCGUGAGACAAAGAUCAUCCACAUGCGGGAUAUGUACUCCACCGUCAUCGACAUCCACAGCCUGAGGGUCAAGGAGCACAAGUUCAUGAACGGGGGCUCGGCGUAUUCAGGGCCCUAUGCGGAGCAUGAGGUCUCCAGGACUUACCAUCACCACGAGAACCAGUGUGCCUCACGGUUAGCGGCAAACACGCUGCUUUCGUUUUCCGGCAUCGGUAAUGACGUUCGGCUCUCGCGACGCGCCAGUUCGGCCGAGGAAGAGGAGGGCCUGCUGAGCGAGGCGAAGGGCGGCUUGAGUCACCUCGGGCCCAACUACCGGGAACGUUCCGGAUCCAUCUUUGGCCUGCAACCGGAGUGCGGCCGGCCAUGGGACGACCGCUCCAAGAAGUGCCAGACCGGCUCGAUCGUCUCGUCCUCCAUCAGCGCCUUCACCCUGCCGGUCAUUAAGCUUAACAACUGCGUGAUCGACGAGCCAGACAUCGACAGCAUCACUGAGGACUUGGAGAGUCAGGUGCACGCCGGCUCCCGACCACCCUCCAUGGAGUCCCUAACCGUGCCUAUGCCAGACAUCGCCAAAGCCUACAAGCCUCCGACGGUAACCCUCCUCAGGAGCAACUCGGCCACCGACUCGUCACUCUCCUCCUGCUUCUCCCAGGCCUCGCUCUCCCCGAUGUCGGCCAGCAGUCGCUUCCUCUCCCCGGGGGCCGCUCGCAAGGACUUUGGCUCCAACAGCUCCAUCCACAUGCUGUCGGCCCACUCCAAGUCGCUGGACCUGGAGCGGGGUCACGCCACCCUCACCGUCCAGACCGAGCAGCGCAAGCACCCCAGCUGGCCCCGACUGGACCGUAGCAACAGCAAAGGCGGUUACAUGAAGCUGGAGAACAAGGAGGACCCGAUGGACCGGCUCCUGGUGCCGCCGAUGGCCAUCAAACGGGACUACACCAAGAAGGAGAAGCUCCUGAUGAUCUCCAGAUCCCAUAACAACCUCAGCUUCGAGCACGACGAGUUCAUGAGCAGCUCGCUGAAGAGAGGGACUUCAGAGACCAGGUUUUAAAAUGGACAUGCUUUCACAGGUGCCAUAACACACAAAUACACACAAUCUGUCCAUGUUAUUUGUGAUAGGAAGAUUCUGCCGCAAUACAAAGUGAUUGUUUUGGGGGGUUUUAUGUUCAUGUUAUCUUGCAGUGCACCGUAGCAAUGUUGCAUUGGUGUAAUAUGUAGGUACUUUCACUGAACUGCUCAGGUAGCCAUGAAUGAGUGAAAAGUCUAAACAAUGUUGAAAUUACAUGGGUGGAACAUGGCCGCUGUUGGGAAGACCUCUAACAAUUCAUGUAGAAAUGUGAAUUAAAACCUUAUUAAGGGGGCAAAUGACAAACAGUGUUAUAACUGGUGUGUUGUAAUGUAUAAUGUUUCCAUUGUCUUUGCUUUAAAUGAGAAGGAAGAUGUUUGUUUUUAAACACUAUCUGUGUGCUGUAUCAGAGUUAGCAAGGUAUUUUGCUCAGAGGCUGUAUAUAAUUAAUUGUUCAAACACACUGCUAUUUUUGAAGCGUCAUCAAUGUAUAAUUUAUCUGUUUCUCAAAAUAAAGAUGAAAUGUUUUCUCA
This is a messenger RNA of Alosa sapidissima (American shad), 2637 nucleotides long. It is a transcript of the gene tmem200a, whose product is annotated as transmembrane protein 200A. Lineage: Eukaryota; Metazoa; Chordata; Actinopteri; Clupeiformes; Clupeidae. The record is from RefSeq and is a predicted model, not a curated record. The coding region runs from base 557 to 2089 and encodes 510 amino acids. The transcript is spliced from 2 exons.